Parastagonospora nodorum SN15 is the source of this 207-nucleotide messenger RNA. RefSeq lists its product as hypothetical. The transcript is spliced from 2 exons. The coding region runs from base 1 to 207 and encodes 68 amino acids. The record is from RefSeq and is a predicted model, not a curated record. Lineage: Eukaryota; Fungi; Ascomycota; Dothideomycetes; Pleosporales; Phaeosphaeriaceae.
AUGGCUGCACGAUGUUUACCAGUAGAAGUAAGCUCUGGCUAUCAAAACAGUAACACAGAGGGCACAACCACGAAAAGCCUUGGCUCCACGCUCUCGACAAUAGCGGUUCAAAUGUGCUUCCCUUGCAGCGUCACCGCUUUCGGCCAUGGUGGUGGUCAGAAAGGUCCAAUCAAGAAGUAUGUAAUCCUCGGCGCUUCGGUCAAGUGA